AUGUCUGCAGCCUCACCGCCCGCGUUUGCCCGUGGAGAUGGAGAAAAGGACCUCUUGCAGAUGGCCUCAGCAGUGUCGGGUCCUGCCGACAUAAGGCUGGUGAAUGGCCCCGACUCCUGCACAGGCCGGCUGGAGGUGUUUUACAAUGGCACCUGGGGGACGGUGUGCGAUGACCACUGGGACCUCAACGGAGCCCGCGUGGUCUGCCAGCAGCUGGGCUGCGGGACAGCGCUGUCGGCCGUUGGCGGGGCUCGCUACGGGCGAGGAGCGGACCCCAUCUGGCUGGACAACGUACGCUGCGCCGGGACGGAGGCCGCCCUUUCCGAGUGCCAGGCACGGCCCUGGGGAGCCCACAACUGCGGGCAUGGGGAAGACGCCAGCGUCGUGUGCUCGGGUGAGGAACACGCACCCACCAUGGCUUGCAUCAGCCGUUUGACCUAUACUAGGCUGGUGAACGGCUCAAGUUUCUGCUCCGGCAGAGUUGAAGUCUUCCACAAUGGCAAAUGGGGCACCGUGUGCGACGACAGCUGGAGCCUGACGGACGCCGAAGUGGUGUGCAGGGAGGUGGGCUGCGGCCAAGCACUGUCAGCUCUGUUCAGGGCUGCCUUCGGACAGGGGUCGGGGCCCAUCUGGCUGGACGAAGUGACCUGUGCUGGGACAGAGGCUGCCCUUUCUCUGUGCCGGGCCAGAUCCUGGGGAAGACAUAACUGCAACCACGGAGAGGAUGCUGGCGUUGAAUGCACAGAACCGACUCAGGUCCGGCUGGUGAACAGCUCCAGCCGCUGCUCAGGGCGAGUCGAGGUCCACCACAACCAGCAGUGGGGGACGGUGUGCGAUGACAGCUGGGACCUGAGCGAUGCCGAGGUGGUGUGCCGGCAGCUGGGCUGUGGGCUGGCCGUGUCAGCCCCUGGCAGGGCUUCGUUUGGGCAAGGACACGGUCCCAUCUGGCUGGAUGAUGUGAACUGCACGGGGAUGGAAGGUGCCAUCACUGAAUGCAACUUCAAGCCCUGGGGAGUCCAUAACUGCAAACACAGUGAAGAUGUGGGUGUCGUGUGCUCAGAGCCCACGGACCUACGGCUGGUGAACGGCCCGAAUCACUGCGCUGGGCGCCUCGAGGUGCUUCACGACCAGCAGUGGGGGUCUGUGUGUGACAACGGCUGGGACAUGGAGGAUGCCAAAGUGGUGUGCCGGCAGCUGGGUUGCGGCGCUCCAAUCUCUGCUCCAGGCUGGGCUAGGUUUGGCAGGGGCUAUGACCCCAUCUGGCUGGAGACAAUCAACUGUCGGGGGACAGAGGCUGCCCUUAGCGAGUGCGGAGGCCAGAUGUGGGGCACCCACAGCUGCCACCACGGGGAAGACGCCAGUGUGGUGUGCUCAGUGUCCUUCUUCGUUCCAGACCCAAUGGUACUUCGGUUGGUGGACGGCCCACACCGCUGCGCUGGAAGGGUCGAGGUGCUUCAUGAGCAGCAGUGGGGGACGGUGUGUGAUGAUGGCUGGGACCUGCGCGAUGCCGAGGUGGUGUGCUGGCAGCUGGGCUGCGGGAUGGCAGUCGCAGCCCCAGGCUCGGCUCCCUUUGGCCGGGGACGUGAUCCCAUCUGGCUGGAUGAGGUGAACUGCACAGGGACCGAGUCUGCCCUCUCCGAAUGCGGGGCCAAGCCGAAAGGAGUCCGCAAGUGCCACCACGGAGAAGAUGCUGGUGCGGUGUGCUCAGGUAGCUGCUGUUCCUCUGCUGAUGAGCUCCUGGACCCUACUGAGGUCCGGCUGGUGAACGGCUCAAGUCGCUGCUCUGGGAGAGUUGAGGUGCUGCACAACCAGCGAUGGGGAAGCGUGUGCGACGACAGCUGGGACCUGGAUGAUGCAGAAGUGGUGUGCCGGCAGCUGGGCUGUGGGACGGCCAUAGGCGCUCCACCCAGAGCUCAGUUUGGGAUGGGGCACGAGCCCAUCUGGCUGGACGAUGUGAACUGCACCGGCACCGAGGCUGCCCUCUCCAAGUGCCAGGCCAGACCGUGGGGAGAGAGUAACUGCAACCACCAAGAAGAUGCCAGCGUGGUGUGCCUGGGUAAGCCACCCCAUACCCCAUCGUGGUGCAGCUCUGGAAGGAGCAACAUUGCUCAGCUCCGGCUGGUGAAUGGCUCCAGCCACUGCUCCGGGAGGGUCGAGGUGCUUCAUAACCAGCAGUGGGGGACGGUGUGUGACAACGGCUGGGACAUGAGCGAUGCCGAGGUGGUGUGCCGGCAGAUGGGCUGCGGGGUGGCCAUGUCAGCUCCAGGCUCGGCUCAGUUUGGGCCAGGGUCCAACCACAUCUGGCUGGGUGAUGUUGAGUGCACGGGGGCAGAAGCCACCCUCUCUGAAUGCAGGUCCAGGAUGGGGGAACCCAUUAAUUGCCACCAUGGGGAAGAUGCUGGUGUGGUGUGCUCAGGGUGUCCGCCUCGUCCCGUUUCAGACCCCACGGCGUUGCGGCUGGUGAACGGCUCAAGCCUCUGUGCUGGGAGAGUUGAAGUGCUCCACAGGCAUCAGUGGGGAACCGUGUGCGAUGACAGCUGGGAUGAAGAGGACGCCGCGGUCGUGUGCCGGCAGCUGGGUUGCGGGACAGUGGUCUCGGCCCCUGGCGCGGCUUGGUUUGGGCAAGGGCACAAUGUCAUCUGGCUGGACGACGUGAACUGCACGGGGAGGGAGGACGCCCUCUCGGAGUGCCUGGCCAGGCCAUGGGGGACACACAACUGUGACCAUGGGGAAGACGCCGGUGUGGUGUGCUCAGGUAACUGGGCUCCCCUCCGCCUGUCAGAUGGCCCGCACCGCUGCGCCGGCAGGGUCGAGGUCUUCUACAAGAACCAGUGGGGAACGGUGUGCGAUGACUACUGGGACCUGGAGGAUGCUGGCGUGGUGUGCCGGCAGCUGGGCUGCGGCUUGGCGCUGUCAGCCCCCCAGGCCGGGCAUUUCAGCGCAGGGUCCGGUCCCAUCUGGCUGGACGACGUCAGCUGCACCGGGAUGGAGGUCGCCCUGUCUUACUGCAGGACGAAGGGCUGGGGAAAGAACAACUGCCACCACGGCGAAGAUGCCAGCGUGGUGUGCUCAGGUAAUGCCCCUCCUGCAGAGCUCCGCCUGGUAAACGGCUCGAACCGCUGCUCUGGAAGAGUAGAGGUGAUGCAUGACCACCAGUGGGGAACUGUGUGCGACAACAACUGGAGUUUCCCCGACGCCAACGUGGUGUGCCAGCAGCUGGGCUGCGGGACGGCGGUCUCGGCCUACGGCGCAGCUCACUUUGGCCGGGGAUCGGGCCGAAUUUGGCUGGACAACGUUCAGUGCAACGGGACCGAAGCUGCCCUGUCCGAAUGCCUGGCCGGACCUUGGGGUGCCAACAACUGCAACCAUGGAGAAGACGCCGGCGUCAUGUGCACAGGCACAGCCACCGACACACCAGCUCGUCUGCGCCUGGAGAACGGCCCCAGCCGCUGCACGGGGCGCGUGGAGGUGCUCCACCACCAUCAGUGGGGGACGGUGUGCGACAACGGCUGGAGCCUGGCCGAGGCGGCGGUGGUCUGCCGGCAGCUGGGCUGUGGGAUGGCCAUCUCGGCCCCAGGCUCGGCUCACUUCGGGCAAGGGUCCGGCCGCAUCUGGCUGGAUAACGUGAACUGUACGGGGACAGAAGCUGCCCUCUCUGAAUGCCAGACCAGGCCGUGGGGAUCCAACAGCUGUGACCACCGGGAAGAUGCCGGCGUGGUGUGCUCAGCUGAUCCACACGCGGACACUUCACGGCAGCGCCCACUGCGGCUGGUGAACGGCUCGAACAGCUGCCUGGGGAGAGUCGAGGUCUUUCACGAGCAGAAGUGGGGGACCGUGUGCGACGACACCUGGGACCUCCACGACGCUGCCGUCGUGUGCAGGCAGCUGGACUGCGGGAUGGCGCUGUCAGCACCGGGCUCGGCUCAUUUCGGGCCAGGGUCAGAUCCCAUCUGGCUGGACGGCGUUCAGUGCACAGGGACUGAGUCCGCCCUCACCGAGUGUCAACUGAGCAACUGGGGAGAGCACAACUGUGGCCACAGCGAGGAUGCUGGCGUGGUGUGCUCAGGCCCAAACCCCUUGCAGCUGCGGGUGCAGGGUGGUCCCGGUCCCUGCGCGGGGCGAGUGGAGGUGCUCUACAACGCUACCUGGCACGGGGUGUGCGGCAGCAGCUGGAGCUUGCUGGAAGCCGGGGUGGUCUGCAGGCAGCUGGGCUGCGGGCCAGCCCAGUCGGCACCCGUCGGAGCCUGGCUCAGCCGGGGGGACAGCCGUGCCUUGCUGGAGGGACUGAGCUGCCGGGGGACCGAGUCGUUGCUCCUGGAGUGCCAGCAGAGAGAGAUGGGUCUGGGGCCGUGCAGGCAGGGCUGGGCAGCCAGCGUGGUGUGCGCAGAGCAGAAAGAUCAUAUACAGUCCUGCUCAGUGCUGGCAGGCCUGCUCAGCAUGGGGGCAAUUCUCUGCGGGACCCUGUUGGUCCUGUACCUGUGGACAAGGUGUGGAAGACAGGCUGGACGCUCCCCAGGCACAGCCGCUGAGAGUCCCGGGGGGUUCCUUCGCCUGGCGGGUGGCCCCAGCCGCUGCGCCGGGCGGGUGGAGGUGCUCCACAACGGGACGUGGGGGACAGUGUGCGAUGACAGCUGGGGUUCCCCCGAGGGCCGGGUCGUGUGCCGGCAGCUGAACUGCGGGACAGUGCUGUCAGUGGCAUCAGGAGCUCGGUACGGACAAGGGACGGGACAGAUCUGGUUGGAUGAGGUCAACUGCACCGGGGAGGAAAGGAACCUGUCUGAAUGCCGAGCCAGGCCGUGGGGGGAACAUAACUGUCACCACGUGGAGGACGCCAGCGUUGAGUGCUCAGGUAGCCCGGGACCUCUCCAGCUGCUCAACGGCCCCAACCGCUGCGCCGGGAGGGUGGAGGUGCUGCACAACCACAUGUGGGGGACGGUCUGCGAUGACGGCUGGGACCUGGUGGACGCGGCAGUGGUGUGCCGGCAGCUGGGCUGCGGCACGGCACUGUUGGCCACCAGCGGGGCUCACUUCGGGAGGGGCCACGAUCCCAUCUGGUUGGACGACGUGAACUGCACAGGCACCGAGGACACCCUCUUCGACUGCCGGGCCAGCGCGUGGGGGGACAACAACUGCUUCCACGGGGAGGAUGCUGGAGUGAUAUGUUCAGGUAACUCACCUCAAGGGCCUCUCCGCCUGGCCAACGGUUCGACGCGCUGUGAAGGCAGGGUGGAGGUCACCCACGACGGCACCUGGGCAGCCCUGUGUGACGAGGGCUGGGGUCUGGCUGAGGCUCAAGUGGUGUGCAGGCAGCUGGGCUGUGGGAAGGCGCUGUCGGCACCUGGCGGGUCGCAUUUUGGGCAAGGACCCGGGCAAACGUGGCCCAACAGCGUGAGCUGCGUGGGCACGGAGACUGCCCUCUCUGCAUGCAAGGCAAAGCCCCGGGGCAACGGCACUUGUCACCAUGGGAGAGAAGCUGGCGUGGUGUGCGCAGGUAACUCAGAGGGUGACCAGGUCCGGCUGGUGAACUAUGGCAGCCGCUGCGCUGGCAGGGUUGAGAUCUUCCAUAACAAGCAGUGGGGGACUGUGUGCGAUGACAACUGGGACCUGCUGGACGCCGAGGUCGUCUGCUGGCAGCUGGACUGCGGGCGAGCACUGUCGGCCCCCGGGGCUCAGUUCGGGCGCGGGGACGGCAUCAUCUGGAUGGACGAGACGAACUGCACGGGGAUGGAGAGCAUGCUGUCCGCCUGCCGGGCCCGGCCGUGGGGCAACAAUAAUUGCUACCACGGGGAAGAUGCUGGCGUGGUUUGCUCAGGUGACUCUGAGCCGGCUCAUCUGCGGCUGGCAAACGGCUCGCACCGCUGCACUGGCAGAGUCGAGGUGCUUCACCAGGAGGAGUGGGGAGCCAUCUGCGACCAUGGCUGGGAUAAGCGGGACGCAGAGGUCGUGUGCCGGCAGCUGGGCUGCGGGACGGCACUGCCGGCAUUGGAGGGGGCAGACUUCGGCGCCGGACCCCCACGCAUCUGGCUGGACAACGUGAACUGCCAGGGGACGGAGACAGCCCUUACGAAAUGCCGGGCAAGCCCAUGGGGAGAGAGCAGCUGUAGCCAUGGAAAGCAUGCCAGUGUGGUAUGCUCAGGCUCGGCUGUUUCCAGCUUCGCCCCGGUCCGACUGGUGGAUGGCCCAGGUCACUGCGCCGGGAGGGUCGAGGUGUUUCACGAUGAGAAAUGGGGGACGGUGUGCGAUGAUAGCUGGGACUUCAUGGAUGCCAAAGUGGUGUGCCGGCAGCUGGACUGCGGGACGGUGGUAUCAGCUCCACGACGGGCUUACUUCGGUGAGGGACAGGGACCCAUCUGGCUGGACAACGUGCACUGCACGGGCACCGAGGCAGCCCUCUCUGAAUGCAGAACCAAGGGCUGGGGUGUCCAUGGAUGCGAGCAUGGAGAAGAUGCCGGCGUGGUGUGCUCAGGAUCGGGUAUUUCCGACCUCGGAAGCCUCCGCCUGGUGAACGGCUCAGAUCGAUGCUCCGGCAAAGUUGAAGUGUUUCAUGAUCAGCGCUGGGGGGGCAUUUGCACCGACGGAUGGGACCUGGCGGAAGCCCACGUGGUGUGUCAGCAGCUGGGCUGCGGGGCGGCGCACUCGGCCGCGGGGUCUACCCAGUUUGGGACAGGAGAUGGCCUGAUCUGGGUGGAUGCCGUGGAGUGCACCGGGACGGAGGGGGCCCUCUUCGAAUGCAAGGUCAAGUUCUGGGGCGUCGAGAACUGCAAGUCGAGGGAGCACGCAGGUGUCUCGUGCUCUGUGGCCGCAGAAACCCUGCGGCUGGUGAACGGCCCGCACCGCUGCGCCGGGAGGGUGGAGGUCUUUCACAGCCAGCAGUGGGGGACAGUCUGCGACGACAGCUGGGACCUGAACGACGCAGCCGUGGUGUGCCGGCAGCUGGGCUGCGGGACGGCCGUGUCAGCCCCAGGUUCAUCUGGUUUUGGGCAAGGAUCUGGCCCCAUCUGGCUAGAUGGGGUGAGUUGCCUCGGGACAGAAGCCACCCUCGCUGAAUGCUCAGUCAAGCCUUGGGGACACCAUGCAUGUAACCACGUGGAAGAUGCCAGCGUUGUGUGCUCGGGGAUUGUCAACGUUCCCAGGCUUCGCCUGGUGGGUGAUUUAAGCAAGUGCGCCGGGAGGGUCGAGGUGUUUUAUAACAACGAGUGGGGGACGGUCUGCGACGACAACUGGGACCUGAUGGACGCGGCGGUGGUCUGCCGGCAGCUGGGCUGCGGGGUGGCCCUCUCGGCCCCCAGCUUGGCUCACUUUGGGUGGGGAGCCGGACCCAUCUGGCUGGACGACGUGAGCUGCACGGGGCAGGAAACGGACUUCUUCGAGUGCCGAGCCAAGAUGUGGGGCAUCCACAACUGCCACCACGGGGAGGACGCUGGCGUGGUGUGCGCAGGCAACUCCAGCUUAGCCAACCUGCGGCUGGUGGACGGGCCACACCGUUGCGCCGGGAGGGUGGAGGUGCUCCACGCCGGGCAGUGGGGGACGAUCUGCGAUGACGGCUGGGACCUGAACGACGCGGCGGUGGUGUGCAGGCAGCUGGGCUGCGGCAGAGCUGAGGCAGCCUCUGGCCGGGCUCGCUUCGGGCAGGGGACGGGGCACAUCUGGCUGGAUGACGUGGCCUGCACCGGGAGCGAAGACAACCUCACCCAGUGCCGAGCCCGUCCCUGGGGACAGAGUAACUGCCACCAUGGAGAAGACGCCAGCGUGGUGUGCUCAGGUACUGCAAUCAACACAUCGACCGUCCGGCUCGUGGACGGCCCGCAUCGCUGCGCCGGGAGGGUGGAGGUCUUUCAUGACCAGCAAUGGGGGACGGUCUGCGACAACGGCUGGGACCUGAGCGAUGCGGCGGUGGUCUGCCGGCAGCUGGGCUGCGGGACGGCCCUCUCGGCCCUGGCAGGGGCUUCCUUUGGGAGGGGGCUGGAUCCCAUCUGGCUGGACAGGGUCGCCUGCUUUGGUGGCGAGAGCACCCUCACGGUGUGUCGGGCCAGGCCUUGGGGAAUCAAUAGCUGCACCCACGAAGAGGAUGCCGGCGUGGUCUGCUCAGGUGAUGCGCAUUCCUGGGGGGUCCGCCUGGCAGAAGGACCGAACCGCUGCGGCGGGAGGGUGGAGGUGCUCCACGCCGGGCAGUGGGGGACAAUCUGCGACGACAGCUGGGACCUGAACGACGCGGCGGUGGUGUGCAGGCAGCUGGGCUGCGGCAAGGCCAUAGCAGCCCCCGGCCGGGCUCGCUUCGGGCAGGGGACGGGGCACAUCUGGCUGGAUGACGUGAGCUGCACCGGGAGCGAGGACAACCUCGCCAAGUGCCGAGCCCGUCCCUGGGGACAGAGUAACUGCCACCACGGAGAAGAUGCUGGCGUGGUGUGCUCAGAUGCCAACGUCACGGAGGGGACGCAGGUCCGCUUGGUCAAUGGCCCAAACCGUUGUGCCGGCAGAGUGGAGGUGCUUCACGAACAGCAGUGGGGGACCAUCUGCGACGACAGCUGGGAUUUGAAGGACGCCAAGGUGGUCUGCCGGGAGCUGGGCUGCGGGACAGCCGUGUCGGCCCCAGGCCAAGCUCACUUCGGGCGAGGGUUGGACCCCAUCUGGCUGGAUGACGUGGAGUGCACCGGCAUGGAGACCACCCUCUCCCAGUGCAGCCUUAGGAGCUGGGGACUCCAUAACUGCAACCACGACGAAGACGUGGGAGUCGUGUGCUCAGGUGCUUCGCCAUCCUGCUCGGUGCUGAUAGCACUGCUGGCCCUGGUGAUGCUGCUGAGCGGGGUCCUGCUGUGGCUCAACCUGAAGAGGAGGUGCAUGGCAGCAACCCAGGCUGGAGCCCGCUGGCACCCUGGGGACCAGAGUGCUUCAGCCACGUCCUUCCAGCCUGUGGGGGCCAUCUACCUCCCUGCCAAGGCAGAAGCCCCUGAGGACGCCGACACCGAGAUGACGCAGCUCAUGAAGGAAGACGCUGCCCCAUGA
Messenger RNA from Gymnogyps californianus (California condor), 9003 nucleotides. RefSeq names its product deleted in malignant brain tumors 1 protein-like. Gene Ontology annotation, cellular component: membrane. Lineage: Eukaryota; Metazoa; Chordata; Aves; Accipitriformes; Cathartidae. The record is from RefSeq and is a predicted model, not a curated record.